UUCGAGACGCAUUACACGGUUACACCGUAAUUGUCCGCCAUUACGGAUACUCGAAUCGAUCAGGCGAGGUCUAUAGAUAACGAUAUACUCCUCGCGGGAACGAACGGCACGAAAGUCGAUAUCGUUCGUCGCAGGUAAGUCGAUAGCUGAUCGCCGGACUCUCUUUCGCGAGGAAUUGAAUUGAACUUCGAUAGCGAAACGGCGACCGUGGACGGAGACACGAGGGGAGGAACAAAUAUAUCGGCGGCGUGUGCGUCGCGGUGGGAUUCAUCAUCGCAUUCGCGUCGCCGGCGGGGCGACUGACGCAUGAUGCGUUCUUCCGUGAUUUCGCGCCUCGAGUCACGUUGCGCGAGAUUUUUCAUCUUGAUUGUCGAGCAAGAACGACGCUGACAUUGUGCGAAGUGGAUUCGCACAUUUGUCUGGUUACGGCGAAUGCUGUGGACAUUUAAUUUCCACGAAUACGGUGAACGUCACAUCGAGCGACCGCGUGCCGACAGCGGCAUUCGCAAAUGGAGAGUAAUAAACACCAAACAGCACUGCCGAAUGGCGCAGCGAAGCCGAGCACCUCGGACGACAGUAAGAACGACAUACAAAUGGUAUUGGCGAAAAUGAUGGAGGAGAAGCAUACGUACACAUAUAAAAAAUUGGUGGUACCGCCGUCAAUGCGGAGUAUUUACUGGAAAUUCUUUGGCUUUCCAGCCACCGAUGAUGGUGACAUUCUCACAAAAGUCAAGAUCGUUUGUAUAUUAUGCAAGACGCAAAUUGCCUACAAUCGUAACACCAGCAACCUCCGUAUGCACUUGCAGAAUAAACACUCCCAGGAAUUGAUGGAUCUAGAGUCGUCCAGUCUAUCAUCCUCGAGACAGCUCCUACCACAGGAUAAUAAGGAGCGUAAAGUGCAGAAAAAGCUGCUGAAAGCUAGCCUGAGUCCUACUAAAUAUAUUUAUACCACUAAUGCAGAUGGUACCGUUCAGAUAGAUGGUGAUAUCCAGUUUGUUACAGAUCCUAACAUAAGUCUGUCAAAUAUGGAAGAUGAUAUCACAAUUGGUCAACCAUUGAGAGUGAUGAUUAAAGGAGGGUCCAGUAUUAAUGGUAGCAGUCAAAACGUGGCGUUUCUUAUGUCAGAAGAGAACGUAACGAAUCAAUCAGUUGAUGUAAAAACUGUCUCAGAUGCCAUUGCUGAAUUUAUAGUAAUGGAUUUACAAUUGCCUGAAAUUGUAGAGGGACGUGGAUUCCAAAGAUUGGUAGCUACCCUACGUUCACCUUGUGAGAUUCCUAGCAAAAACAAGUUAGAAGAGGAGAUAAUACCGAAGAUAUAUGACAGUUUCCGGGAGUCAGUGACGACUUCCUUGACCUGUGUUGCAUCAGAGGUUGCGCUUACAAUUGAAGAAUGGCAGUCCAAUAAUAAGGAGAAUUUUGUUACUGUAUCAGUUUAUUAUCAGACUAAUGGAGAAGCUACCUUAGAAUGUAAGACUUUAAGUACUCUUCAUGCUCCACUAGAUUGGGAAGAAUCCCAUUGGAACAGCACUAUAGACUCUCUCUUACUCGAAUGGGAUCUUAAGACGGAGAAAAUAACAGCAGUGGUUGUUAGCACUACGAGAACAGAGUUACUUGCUGCACUAAAUAAUCACGGUUUUACUGUAGUGCCCUGCCUGCUUCAUACUUUGCAAGUUUGCGCACAGGCUUGCUUUGAGAAUCCUGAGGUAGCUCAUACGUUAUCCAAGUGCAGAUCGAUCAUUGGAGCCAUAAUAAGCCAUCCAACUGCACUUGCGACGUUGACUAUGCAGGAACAAUUAUCAGAGUUGGAAGAUAAUAUUAUAAUGCUAGAUUAUCCAGUUGUAUGGAUAUCGACAUAUACGAUGCUGGAACAAAUGAUUAUGCGUCGCAGUAUGAUAACAGCCAUUUUAGGAAGCAUAGAAGGAAUAGAUCAAGAAAUGUUUGAAAUCAGUGAUGAACAGUGGAAUAUCAUGGCAGAUAUCGUAAAUGUUCUCGAACCGUUCAAAGUCACUAUUAUGACAUUAAGCGAAGAGAAAAUGCCUCUGAUAUCUUUGUUGAAACCAUUACUUUGGCAACUCGUGUCCUCGCAUCUUAAAAUAAAGGAAUCAGACAGCGAUACUGCUAGGACAUUCAAAGAAUCUUUGUCGGAAAUGCUAUGCGAUCGAUAUGCAGAUUAUAAUGUCUCAUUGCUUCUACAAAUUGCAACCACUUUGGAUCCUAGAUUUAAAGCGAUGCCAUAUGUCACUGAUGAAGACAAAAAUGUAGUUAGCGCUCCUAUAAAGGAAAUGUUAACAAAAUUGAUUCAGGAAGAAUCUGGUGAUAUUUCUAUAAAGACUGAAGAUGAAGGAGCUGUACAAAAUAAGAAAGCUAGAAUAUCAGGUAUGGAGUUUUUACUUGGUAGCUUGUGCACAACAAAGACUGGUAUGCCCGCGGAAGAAAAAGCGGACCUCGAAAUUGUUCAAUAUCAGUCCGAACCUACGGCAUCUCUCGAUUAUUGUCCCCUGCAAUGGUGGUUGAAAGUAUCUGCGAAAUGCCCGAACUUGGCAAAGCUGGUGAGCAGAUAUCAUUGUGUACCUGCUUGUUGUGCACCACCUUCACGCAUACCGCCAGAUGUUCAGAUUCAAUACGAUACGAAACGAGCGACUUUGCCUCCACAUCUGAUCGACAAACUACUCUUUUUGCAUGGUAAUCAUACCAUGCAGGUAUGAAAUUUUUAACCUUGUUAAGAUACAUGGUUAUAUAGAACAUGAAAAAUGAUGUAAAAAAGAUCUCUACGAAAGUGUAUAUUGUUUCUAUGUAAGACGUUAGGAUUUAUUAAAGAGAUAUAUAAAAAUCCAUAUCUUUGCAUAAUAAUAAGUAUUUAUAUUUUGUCCUAAAAUAUUUUAAUAAAAGUGUGAUCGCUCUAUUUUAAUAAAACUUGUAUUUUAAUAUCUGAAAUUCAUGAAAUUAAGAGAUAGGUGCCAAAGUGUAUUUGUGUGAUCUAUAAAAUUCAUUAUGUACAAAAUAAAAUCCAGUUAUUAUAAUCAAUAAUUAUAAAUGGUACAUGAUAUACUUUGUUAUAAUAUGGGCUGAUAUAGAUAAUAUAGACUGGUAUCUGAAGUAUAUUUUAGUACAAAUCUGAUGAAAUAGUAAUACAUUUUCUCUAAUGAUCUCUAUGAUAUCUAUGUAUAAAAGUAUAUUAUUAUUUUGUGAUUGAUGA
Messenger RNA from Pogonomyrmex barbatus (red harvester ant), 3196 nucleotides. RefSeq names its product E3 SUMO-protein ligase ZBED1. Gene Ontology annotation, molecular function: DNA binding; protein dimerization activity. Lineage: Eukaryota; Metazoa; Arthropoda; Insecta; Hymenoptera; Formicidae. The record is from RefSeq and is a predicted model, not a curated record.